GAUUUUAAGCUCCGCAGCAUCGUUACUUAGAAUCUCCAACACCAGCGAUCAUAGAAAUGAAGGACAACUUAAUUUUCGUUUUCGUGGUCCUUCUGGUAUUUUCCACCUCUUUCAAUCUCGCCAGAUGCUCGGUCCGCCAGCACUUCGAAUACGCUAGAGGAGGUCAAAAGAUAAAAGCGAACGACAGGCGUUCCUUCGGGCUGAUACCGGUUCCUAGGACCGGCCGCAAUUCGGAACUGCUGAGCCUACCAAGAUCGGACCGAGCACAAGGGAUGCUGCAUUAUCCUCGGGUCGGACGAUCCGAUGCGUCGGGCUUCGGUAACCUGAAUCGAUUUCACGACCUGUCACCCGAAACCGACGUCGAGUUCUACGCUGUGCGCGACAUGGAUCCCGACGCCCUUGUAGACCUUGAUUACGAAGAUGGAGCACGCGAGUAUGCGAACAAACUAAUGGCGUUGAGGCGUGCCGACAAAACACCGAGGAACAGUAUCUGGCUGAUAACCGACCACAUGCACGGACACAAGGACCCCCGUUCGGCGCAAAAGAUCGACGAUUCCCGAUUGUACUAUUCUAUUCUGCGAGAUUCUCGAAAUACUCAAGGUCAAGGAGGUUACACGCCGAGAUUGGGUCGCGAGAAUGAGCGCGACGCGGCGAGUUUCCUGUAGGUCGUCCACUUUUUGAUCGUGUGUCAUUUUGAUCACGUAUUCGAUGGAUGUGUCGUUCCCGUGGGAGAGAGAGGGAGAAAAGGAAUUUACCGUAUCAUUACCAGGACUGCGACUCGACGCUUCCGGUUGUUUCCCCACAUUUUCAUCGGCGAGACGCCUGUGCACUUUGUAUUCCCGCAUUAUGCAACACAAUACAUGGUCUGCAUUCAAGUACCGCAGUUCCUAUGAUCUUACACGUCCCUUGUGCCAUCGCGAGCGCCGGUCUUCCCGACGAGGAAGCUCGAUCGCGCGAAAUUCGGCAACCUCGCCCCAGAUUUUCCCCCGAAGACAUACGAGCCCACCCUAGCUGAUCCCACGUUGGCUCGUUUCUCUUCCUGUUUUCUUUUUGUAUAAAACAUUGAAUGAAAAUAAACGUUUGGUUAAUAUUGUA
This is a messenger RNA of Odontomachus brunneus, 1095 nucleotides long. RefSeq names its product CAPA peptides-like. The record is from RefSeq and is a predicted model, not a curated record. NCBI's taxonomy places the organism in Eukaryota, Metazoa, Arthropoda, Insecta, Hymenoptera, Formicidae. The transcript is spliced from 5 exons. The coding region runs from base 57 to 665 and encodes 202 amino acids.